Molecule: messenger RNA, 453 nt
Organism: Suillus discolor
Lineage: Eukaryota; Fungi; Basidiomycota; Agaricomycetes; Boletales; Suillaceae
Exons: 1
Coding region: 1-453 (150 amino acids)
Source: RefSeq, a predicted model, not a curated record
AUGGGAUUUGAUGUUACCACAUUCUAUCAACUUCUCAAUAGUGGUUUCACUGAUAAGUGGAACUCCACCCCAAUUCCCCGUGCUAAUGUAUCCAGCCAGGGUCAGCCUCGUAUUGAAGCCAGUUCCCUUGAUGCUGCAGGUGCACUGGGGCUCACACUGCACUUCCUCAGCUCAGCAAUGCAAGAAAUCUCACUGCAACAAUUUUUUGCACUCAUACCCACAACUGUCAACUGGCACCUUGAUUUUGCACUUGAUAUCCUCCUUCAGACUCUCUGUAACAUGCCUGAAAAUGCAAUUCACUUUCCUGACCAUAAUGAAAUCAUUGAGGACAAUUUGUUGAUUCAUGCUUGUCAUCCAAAACUUGUGGGGGGCUUUGCCAGCAUUGAUGGGCUUAGUCUUCCAUGUCAAGAGGCUGAUGAUCCUGAAGUCAAUAAUGCCACUUACAACGGAUGA